UUCAUUGUUACAUAGAGAAUAGCCAUGAGACCAUCACACUUGCAUUAUCUGAAGCUGCUCCUGUUAGUUGCCCUUGGUGGUGUCACCACCACACAUGUGCCUCUACAAGAUGUGCCUUCAUCCCUGAAGGCACUCCCCCUUGAUGGCCAUUUCAGCUUCCAAGAUGUGUCUGCUGCUGCACGGGACUUUGGCAACCUAUCCAGCUUCCCACCAGUUGCCGUGCUUCACCCUGGCUCAGUGGCUGACAUUGCCACAACCGUCAGGCAUGUAUUCUUGAUGGGUGAGCACUCCACACUCACAGUAGCAGCCCGCGGACAUGGGCACUCGCUGUAUGGGCAGUCCCAGGCUGCUGGGGGAAUUGUCAUCAGUAUGGAAUCCCUCCAGAGUAACAGAAUGAGGGUGCACCCUGGUGCAUCACCCUAUGUUGAUGCUUCAGGAGGGGAACUCUGGAUAAAUGUUUUGCACGAGACUCUGAAGUAUGGUUUGGCACCAAAAUCGUGGACAGACUAUCUCCAUCUCACGGUUGGAGGCACACUGUCAAAUGCAGGUGUCAGCGGGCAGACCUUCCGGCAUGGCCCACAGAUCAGCAAUGUUAACGAGCUGGAAAUUGUGACUGGAAGAGGUGAUAUUAUCACAUGCUCACCAGAACAAAACUCUGAUCUUUUUCAUGCUGCCCUUGGAGGCCUAGGUCAGUUUGGCAUCAUCACGAGAGCCAGGAUUCCACUUGAGCCUGCUCCAGAAAUGGUAAGGUGGAUACGAGUUCUCUACUCGGAUUUCACAAGCUUCACUGCAGACCAGGAAAUGCUCAUUUCAGCAGAGAAGACAUUUGACUACAUUGAGGGAUUUGUCAUUAUAAAUAGGACAGGGAUCCUGAACAACUGGAGGUCAUCCUUCAAUCCGCAGGACCCAGUGCAGGCUAGCCAGUUUGAAUCAGAUGGAAAAGUGCUCUUCUGCCUUGAGAUGACAAAGAACUUCAACCCUAAUGACGCUGAUAUCAUGGAACAGGAGGUCAACACACUGCUGUCUAAACUUACAUAUAUACCUCCCUCCCUAUUCCACACAGAUGUAACAUACAUAGAGUUCUUGGAUAGGGUACACUCCUCUGAGAUGAAGUUGAGAGCUAAGGGCAUGUGGGAAGUGCCACACCCAUGGCUUAAUAUCAUCAUUCCAAGAAGCAGGAUUCAUAAAUUUGCGAGGGAGGUCUUUGGGAAGAUCCUCAAAGACAGUAACAAUGGACCCAUAUUACUCUACCCAGUAAACAAGUCGAGAUGGGACAACAGAACGUCAGCAAUCAUACCAGAUGAGGAAGUUUUCUACCUGGUAGCAUUCCUAUCCUCAGCACUUGGUCCCCAUAACAUCAAACAUACAUUGGACCUAAACAACAAGAUAAUAGAGUUCUCUGACAAGGCAGGUAUUGGGGUAAAGCAAUAUCUGCCAAAUUACACCAGAGAACAGGAGUGGCAGUCCCAUUUUGGUGCAAGGUGGGACACAUUUCAACAGAGGAAAAAAGCCUAUGACCCCUUGACCAUACUAGCUCCAGGACAGAGAAUAUUUCAAAAGGCAUCAGCAUCACUACCCUUGCCCUCAUGACAGUAUCUAGUGUAAAUAUUUUUUUUCCUCUGAGCAUAUGUUUGUAAAGAACUGUAGGUAAAGCCAUAAAAUUUCUUCUGUGAAAGUAAUUAACUGUAGCAUGGGAAACACAGUUACUAACUAAUGACUAUUAGCGGUGAACUGGCAGUGCACUCGUGAACAUUUUCAUCAA
Messenger RNA from Oryza brachyantha (malo sina), 1762 nucleotides. RefSeq names its product cytokinin dehydrogenase 9. The record is from RefSeq and is a predicted model, not a curated record. The coding region runs from base 25 to 1590 and encodes 521 amino acids. The transcript is spliced from 5 exons. Gene Ontology annotation, molecular function: FAD binding; cytokinin dehydrogenase activity. Gene Ontology annotation, biological process: cytokinin metabolic process. NCBI's taxonomy places the organism in Eukaryota, Viridiplantae, Streptophyta, Magnoliopsida, Poales, Poaceae.